Molecule: messenger RNA, 1656 nt
Organism: Camellia sinensis
Lineage: Eukaryota; Viridiplantae; Streptophyta; Magnoliopsida; Ericales; Theaceae
Source: RefSeq, a predicted model, not a curated record
AUGGGCUGGUCCAGAUCCCUGGUCUCCAUGGCAGUGGUUGUGGUUAUGUCUAUGAUGGUAUUCGUUUUAUCAACGGCGGUGGACAUGUGGACCGAUGAAAAAUCGGUGGUGUGGAGGAGGUCGGAAGAGGAGCUGAUGAGUAUGUACGAAUCAUGGGUUGUGAAGCAUGGAAAGUCCUACAACGGCGAGGCCAUGGCAGUGGGUGAGAAGGAGAGGAGAUUCGAGAUCUUCAAGGAAAACCUGAGGUUCAUCGAGGAACACAACGCUGAGAACCGGAGCUACAAAGUGGGUCUGAACAAGUUCGCUGACCUGACCAACGAGGAGUACCGAUCCAUGUACCUGGGAGGUGCAAAGGCCGGCACUAGGCGGAGGCCUUCCAUGCCCAAGGUCACCGACCGAUAUGCUCCUCGCCUCAACGAGGCCUUGCCGGACUCCGUCGAUUGGAGGAAGGAAGGUGCUGUUGUUCAAGUCAAAGAUCAGGGUAGCUGUGGGAGUUGCUGGGCUUUUUCAACAAUUGCUGCUGUGGAAGGGAUCAACAAGAUUGUGACUGGUGAUUUGAUCUCGCUAUCAGAACAAGAGCUAGUGGACUGUGAUAAAUCUUAUAAUGAAGGAUGCGAUGGGGGUCUCAUGGACUAUGCUUUUGAGUUCAUCAUCAACAAUGGUGGUAUUGAUAGCGAGGAAGAUUACCCCUAUAAAGCUAGAGAUGGGACAUGCGACCAAUACAGGAAAAAUACAAAGGUUGUUACAAUUGAUGAUUAUGAAGAUGUUCCUGAAAACAACGAGAAGGCAUUGCAAAAGGCAGUGGCAAAUCAACCCGUGAGUGUUGCCAUUGAAGCUGGUGGCAUGGCAUUCCAAUUCUAUGCCUCUGGUAUAUUCUCGGGGAAAUGCGGGACAGCGCUAGACCAUGGUGUUACUGCUGUUGGAUAUGGUACAGAGAAUGGUGUCAAUUACUGGAUUGUCAAGAAUUCAUGGGGUGCAAGCUGGGGAGAGAGUGGCUACAUCAGGAUGGAGCGUAAUGCAGGUUACACUGGAAAAUGUGGAAUUGCAAUGGAGGCCUCUUAUCCUAUCAAGAAUGGUCAAAAUCCCCCGAACCCUGGCCCAUCUCCUCCAUCUCCAAUAAAGCCUCCUUCUGUUUGUGAUGAUUACUAUGCUUGUCCAGAGAGUAGCACCUGCUGCUGUGUCUAUGAAUAUGCCAACUAUUGCUUUGAUUGGGGAUGUUGUCCACUCGAGGGUGCCACCUGCUGCGAAGACCAUUAUAGUUGUUGCCCCCAUGAUUAUCCCAUAUGCAACACAUACUCCGGGACCUGCUUAAUGAGCAAGGACAACCCAUUAGGAGUGAAGGCAAUGAAGCGCGUUCAUGCUAAGCCUCAAUGGGCCUAUGCGAAUGAUGGAAAGACGAGCAGUGCUUGACAAAGCUUCUUCGCAGCCUUUAAGCAGUGGAUAAAGGAAGCAGUGUUGAAAGAAUUAUAGCAAUGCUUGAUGGUCUACUUGGUAUAACUAUUCUGCACACCUCAUUUCCACUAGAUGGAUUUUCAACUAAUGAUCAUCAGAUGCUUAUUAUGUAUAUAAUACUAUUUAAAGCAUUGGAAGGAUUAUGUAAUAGUGGCAUUUUUCGGAAUGCAUUUUCAUGUCAAUUUUAAGAACAGAUUUUGUGAA